UUCCUACAAUAUAAACGCCCUUCUUAAAAACCAACAAAAUAACACAUCUGCUGUGCAGACGAAAUUUUCAUGAUACAUUGAACACAUUUCAGUAGCUUUUGCCGGUCGAUCGUGAACGCAUCUGCGUUUAAAACGAAAAAAACACCGUAGAAGAUCGACUUAAACCAAGCAAAUCGCAUCAAAAAGAGUCUUUUUUAACAUUUGAUAUCGCAACAUACAAAAUCAUGAACGGUUUAAAAUUACUUUGUGUGUUUUUAUUAUUCACAUUUAUUAAAGGAGAAUUGUAUACUGCUUUAGUUGACUUGGAGGAAUUAUUACACACAGAAAGUGUUUUAAUAAAUACUUUAGAACACUACAUUAAGGCACAAGAACAAAAAUUAUCUUUAUUAAAACAGUAUCAAAAAGUUUUUAAAUCACAACAUGAUAAAGCAUCAAAAGAUGUACAAUCCUACAUCGCAAAUCCGAUAAAUGCGUAUUUACUAGUAAAAAGGCUAACAACCGAUUGGAAACAAGCUGAAACUUUGAUAACAACAAACAUAGGAAACGAUUUCAUAGCAAAUUUAACAGCUUAUCGAGACUAUUUAAAAUUCCCAUCCGACGAAGAUUUAAACGGAGCCGCUGUUGCUUUAACACGUCUUCAAGACACCUACCAAUUAGACACUUCAUCAUUAGCGCGAGGAGAAUUAAACGGAGUUAAAUACAGUUCGGAACUUUCAGCGGCUGAUUGUUUCGAAUUGGGGCGCCAAUCGUAUAAUAACGGCGAUUUUUAUCAUACUCAAUUAUGGAUGCGAGAAGCAGAUUCCCGAUUAGGUCGGGAAUUAAACGAAACUGUUCAAAGAAGCGAUAUUCUUGAAUACUUAGCCUUUUCGACGUUUAAACAAGGAAACGUUAUGUUAGCUUUAGAUUUAACAAACAAAUUAUUAGAAAUUAUUCCAACACAUCAAAGAGCAUUAGGAAAUAAAGUUUACUACGAGGAAGCGAUUCAAAUGACUAAUGUAGAACAUAAAAAAGGUGAAACCGACGCGGAUACUCACCAAGAAUUCAUUGACGAGGGGAAAAUAUUGUACGAACAACUUUGUAGAGGUGAUUUAUCGACCCCAGAAGAAAUCGUAGCUGAAUUAAAAUGUCGUUAUAUCACUAAUAAUAAUCCUUAUUUGAAAAUUGGUCCUUUUAAAGUAGAGGAAGCUUACACGGACCCUAAAAUCGUUGUUUUUCAUGAUGUUAUGUACGAUAGUGAAAUCGAAACGAUCAAACGACUCGCCCAUCCACGAUUUCGAAGAGCUACAGUUCAAAAUUCGAUGACCGGCGAAUUAGAAACGGCCCAAUAUCGUAUCAGCAAGUCGGCUUGGCUCAAAGAAAUCGAACACGAUUAUGUAGCAAAAGUUGUCCAAAGAGUUGAAGCAAUGACCGGUUUAACACAAACAACCAGCGAAGAAUUGCAAGUUGUUAAUUAUGGAAUUGGGGGCCAUUAUGAACCACAUUUUGAUUUUGCGAGAGCUGACGAAAAGAACGCUUUUAAAAGUUUAGGAACUGGAAAUAGAAUAGCCACGGUUUUAUUUUAUAUGAGUGAUGUUGCUCAAGGUGGUGCAACAGUUUUCCCCUACAUUCAAACAGCUCUUUGGCCCCGAAAAGGUUCAGCUGCAUUUUGGUACAAUUUACAUUCCUCUGGAGAGGGUCAUAAGAAUACAAGACACGCGGCUUGCCCCGUUUUAGCUGGUUCAAAAUGGGUUUCAAAUAAAUGGAUUCACGAACGAGGUCAAGAAUUUCGAAGACCUUGCGGUUUUGAACGACCACCACCCGAAUUAACCGCCUAAACUAAUAAUCAAAUUAAAUUUAACUUUUCACUUUUUUCUUUGAGGUUAGAACAAUCUUGUUUCAUUCUUUUGAUAUAAAACUUUUACUUUGAUUCCUAUUAUGUAAAUAAUUAGCUAAUUUUUUAAUCCCCUUUUGUAUUAUCUAUUUUAUUAAUUAAUAAACGCUUUAUGUUAAAAAAAUAAAAACAAAUUGUAAUAAGAUCAGUGUGACUUACAUAAAUAGGUUCCAAUCUAUAUAAAAUAAAUAAAUAUCGAUUA
Onthophagus taurus is the source of this 2072-nucleotide messenger RNA. Its product is annotated as prolyl 4-hydroxylase subunit alpha-1. Gene Ontology annotation, biological process: peptidyl-proline hydroxylation to 4-hydroxy-L-proline. Gene Ontology annotation, molecular function: L-ascorbic acid binding; protein binding; iron ion binding. NCBI's taxonomy places the organism in Eukaryota, Metazoa, Arthropoda, Insecta, Coleoptera, Scarabaeidae. Gene Ontology annotation, cellular component: endoplasmic reticulum. The record is from RefSeq and is a predicted model, not a curated record.